Miscanthus lutarioriparius is the source of this 1188-nucleotide messenger RNA. The record is from the annotation of a GenBank genome assembly. NCBI's taxonomy places the organism in Eukaryota, Viridiplantae, Streptophyta, Magnoliopsida, Poales, Poaceae.
AUGGCGCCGCCGCCGCUGUCACGUAUCCUCGUGAUACUCUUAGUGCUUCUCGUCUCCGCCGGCGCCGGGGCAGACAGCUGCACCGACGACGACGGUGGCCACCGAAGCCACCAAACGCGCCACGCCCGCAUCUUCAGCUUCGGCGACUCGCUCACCGACACGGGGAACGCGCUACGCAUCCUCGGCGACCGGGCGAUCAUCAGCCGGCCGCCGUACGGCGAGACCUUCUUCGGCCGCCCUAGCGGCCGCGCGUCGGACGGCCGGAUCAUGAUCGACUUCAUCGCUGAGGCGAUGGGGGUUCCGCAGCCGACACCGUACCUCCUCGCCGGGAAGACGGCGGCGGACUUCCGGCGCGGAGUGAACUUCGCGGUGGGCGGAGGGACGGCGCUCGACCCCGGCUUCUUCGAGGGCAGAGGCCUCAAGAUCUUCGUGCCGGUCUCUUUCAGGAACCAGACCGCCUGGUUCAAGAAUGCUUUGCAGCGUCUCGGCUCGGUUCACGAGCAGAGGAACGUCACGGCGACCUCCCUCUUCGUCGUCGGAGAGAUCGGGGUCAACGACUACCUCAUCGGCCUCCUCGGAAACCGCACCCUUAGCGAGCUGAAGACCGUCUUCCUCCCGCGGAUCAUCAGUGCCAUACGCUCCGCCGUGACGGACGUGAUCGCCGCCGGAGCAUGCACGGUGGUGGUCCCCGGGGCCAUACCUCUCGGCUGCGAGCCGGAGCUGCUGACGCUCUACCAGGGACGCGUCGGCGCCGGAGGCUAUGACCCGGAGUCCCGUUGCAUCACCUCGCUGAACGACCUCGCCGAGCUGCACAACCGCGAGCUGCGCCGCAUGCUCGGGGACCUCCGCCGCGCCCACUCCGGGUCCGGGACGACGACGACGUCCAUCGUCUACGCCGACCUCUACCGCGCCGUCACCGACAUCAUCGUGUCGCCCGGCAGAUACGGUUUCAGGGACAGGCCGCUGGUCGUGUGCUGCGGCCGCGGCGGCGGCGCCUACAACUUCGACAUGGCGGCGAACUGCGGCGCGCCGGGGACGAAGGCGUGCGCCGACCCGUCGGCGUACGUCUCCUGGGACGGGGUGCACUUCACGGAGGCCGCCAACAGGCGCAUCGCCUGCUCCGUGCUCGGGACGCUGCGGCUCACGACGCAGGCUGGGCGCUGUAGGAUCGGGUGCGACUGCGACUAG